CGACAACACAUUGGUGACUCACCAUCGACGGAAAACAUGAGUCGCAGCAGUGGAGAUGAGAGCAAGCGGCUGCUUGACGCGGCAGCGGAGGAAGGCGAUGACGCUGUGCUGAGCGUGCUGCCACCCGCGAUGGAGGACGAGACCGCGGAGAAUGUUGGCGGAGGGGAUGUAGAGGACCGCGGACGCGAGGGCGUCGCUGGCACAGAGGGUCGUCCCUCUGUUGAUGGGGACCACGACGGCGAGACUGCAUCCGGGUCCAGGAGAGGCCAGCCGGAUGAGGAUGACGGUGCAGUUCAGGCGGCCAGUACAACCACCACAGCAAAGAGAAAAAAGAAGAAGAAACAACAAAAGGACAAGAAGCAGAAGGACAAGAGAAAGGACAAGAAGGCUGGUGAAGGUGUACAAGAACAACAACAACAACAACAGCAAGAUGGGCGAGGACUGGACGAUUACGAUAAGCAAUCGGGCGAGUACAUUAGCGCAGAGCCACAGCUCCAAGAUGAGCCGACGGCGCUGGGCAGCGCGGUGUAUGAUGUGCCAGACACCACACCUCCAGUCACUGCCAUCGCUGGACCAUACAAUCGCGACGACGAUGAGAUGACGACGGGCUACCAGCGCAUGCGCUCGGAUUCAACCCGAUCCGUCACCAACGUCCGAUCCUCAACCAUUUGCGGAUACGCGUGGGUGCUGACGCUGUGCUUGAUAAUCUUCGGCUUUAUUCCAUGGGGCGCCAUCGAGCUUCAUCGGCACAACCAGGAGACGCACGUGAUUGCGUGGUUUGUGGCGGGCGUGUUUGUGUGCCUGGCCGUCCCCAUGACCAUCUGGGACGUGGCCAUGCACCUCAAGCACUGGAACAACCCCAUGCUGCAGCGACACAUCAUCCGCAUCCUCUUCAUGGUGCCCAUCUAUGCAAUUGACUCGUGGCUGGCGCUGCGCUUCCCCAACAUCAACAUCUACUUUGAUGUCGCACGCGAGACAUACGAGGCGUACGUCAUCUACAACUUCUAUGUGUAUCUUCUUGUGUUUCUCCGCCAGCGGCCGGACUUUGACAUUGACAUUCACAAGCGAGAGCCGUUCCCGCACAAGUUCCCGUGCUGCUGCCUCAAGCCGUGGCGCAUGGGCCAGCCGUUUCUCAACGCGUGCACACACGGCGUCACCUCUUACGUCGUUGUUCGCCUCCUUACCACCAUCAUCGCGUUCGCCUCAGCACUCGGCGACAGAUACGGGGACGGCGAGUUGGCGCUUGACAAGGCGUUCGUCUGGGUUGCCAUCUUCAACAGUCUGUCCCAGGCGUGGGCGAUGUACUGCCUGAUUCUGUUCUAUUACGCGUUCAAACCUGAUUUGAAGCCCAUGCGCCCGCUGCCCAAGUUUCUGACCAUCAAGGCCGUCAUCUUCUUCUCCUUCUGGCAGUCCGUCUUCAUUGCCAUCCUUGUCAAGGCUGAUGUCAUCAAGGAGAGCUCGACGUGGACGUACUACACGCAGGAGAGCGUGGCUGCCGGCAUCCAGGACUUUCUCGUCUGCAUCGAGAUGUUCCUCGCAGCCAUCGCACACAGAUACGUGUUCUCGUACAAGGAGCACCUGACUGCGAGUGACCGGGGCGAUGCGCAGCUCUCCUUCCGCCGCGCCGUUGUCCAGCUCCUCGACGUCCGCGACGUUGCACACACCGUCUUCGACCACGUGCAGACCAUCUACACGAUCGACGGAAAGCUUGCGCAGCGACGAACGCUGGACAAGACGGGCGAGCACACGGCACUGCUGACGGGCCAGGCGCCCUCGCUGCUGUCUGAACCCGCGCCGCCAAAGGACGGCGAAUACGGCGCUGUCAAGCCCGCGUCAAACGUGUAGCCGUGGUGUUCACGCCACGUGAUGGUGGUAUGAAGUCGGAUGGGAUGGGAUACGUGGAGGGAGGGGAUGAAGGAGAAGGGAUGAGGUGGCAUGAGUGGGUGUGGUCGGCGUUGAAGGGUAGUUGGUUGGUUGGUGGGUUGGUUGGUUGGUUGGUUGGUUGGUGGGUUGGUGGGUUGACGGUGAGGAAGGGAAAUGCAGGGGUGAGUGUUAACCAGAGAAUCUAACUGUCCGCCUCCAUUACAGUAUGAUGGCAGAGCA
Molecule: messenger RNA, 2103 nt
Organism: Salpingoeca rosetta
Lineage: Eukaryota; Choanoflagellata; Craspedida; Salpingoecidae
Exons: 10
Coding region: 37-1845 (602 amino acids)
Biological process (GO): transport
Molecular function (GO): transporter activity
Source: RefSeq, a predicted model, not a curated record